This is a messenger RNA of Zophobas morio, 3390 nucleotides long. RefSeq names its product AMP deaminase 2. The transcript is spliced from 9 exons. Gene Ontology annotation, cellular component: cytosol. Lineage: Eukaryota; Metazoa; Arthropoda; Insecta; Coleoptera; Tenebrionidae. The record is from RefSeq and is a predicted model, not a curated record. Gene Ontology annotation, biological process: IMP salvage; AMP metabolic process. Bases 296 to 2674 code for a protein of 792 amino acids. Gene Ontology annotation, molecular function: AMP deaminase activity.
AUAACCCACCUACACUCUCAUGCAGUAGAUAUGUGUGCUCAAAAAAUAUUUAAUCGUUCCACCUUCAUUAGUUAUCUUUAUACCGACGUAUCGAAAGCACACAUAUCCUAAAAUCUUCCGUUGCGCGUUUGCUGGAGGCGCCUUUAUGCGGUGCCAAAAUCAAUAUUUCCUGCACGAAGUCUGUGUCGGAGCAAACACGCAUGGUGUGCGCUCUUUCCGUGGUGUUUCUGACGUGGAUUUUUUGUACUAGAAGAGUGUUGUGAAAUAUUGUUGCAUUUUUGUAUAAGUGAAAAUUAUGGCUGAACUAUAUACUAACGGUUUAAGCAAACCCAAGUGUUCGAUGACGUUUUAUUCCGAGUACGGCGACGGAGAAUCCGAAUCCAGUCUUCUUCCACAAAGGCAAGGCAAUGAAAGUCCCUCGUUUAUCGCUACUUCACAAUUCAAUGGAACGCAGCCUGAACUUCCCAAUGAAUUGUCAGCUCCGUAUGAAGUUCCACAAUUUCCAAUUGAGCAAAUUGAAAAGAAAUUGGCUAUUCAAAGGCAACUGAAUGUAAAGGUUUUAAGUGAUAGACGCAGUCAUUAUGAACCGUCAGUUCCAGGGGAUGAACAGGACCAUAGUACAUUGGAUGAGCACGAAUUGUAUGUUCCACAUUUUCAAAGAGUAUCAAUUUCUGGUGAAGAUACCAGUGGGGUGCCAUUGGAGGAUUUAGAACGGGCGUCGCGACUGAUUGUUCAAGCAUUGCAAAUCAGGAAACGUUAUAUGAAACUUUCGCAUCAAAGCUUCUCUGCUACUGUUGGACGUUUUCUAGAUCCACACAAACCAGACUCGGCUCAUCACGAUGAAAAACAAACUAUAGAAGCUGAAAAUUCUGCGUCUUCGGCGACACCAUCCAGAUCCUCUGCUGAUUUGUGUAUGACUGAAUCGAUGUGCGACGUUGUACUCGAUGAUAUGUUAAAAGAUGGAUGUCAACAAGAACACGGUAUUCACCCCCCAACACAUCACCCUUGGGAAGUUCGAAAUAUCCCUGAUACUGCACACGUCUUUAAAUCUAACUGCGGGAUUUAUGAGGUGUAUGUCAAUGAGGAGGCUCUAGAAGAGGGAAAGCCUUGCGAUUACCCAUACCCAGAUGUAGCAACAUUUGGAGAAGACAUGAAUGUGAUGUGUAACAUGAUCGCUGAUGGACCACUAAAAUCGUUUUGUUACCGUCGUCUCAGUUACUUGUCGUCAAAGUUUCAACUACACGUACUAUUAAACGAACUGAGAGAACUUGCUUCUCAAAAAGCAGUGCCACAUAGAGAUUUUUACAAUAUACGUAAGGUUGACACACAUAUUCACGCAGCAUCUUGUAUGAACCAGAAGCAUUUGCUUCGUUUUAUUAAGAAGACGCUGAAAAAUCAUGCCGAUGAAAUUGUUACAGUCACUAACGGUAAGACAAUGACGCUGAAAGAGGUUUUUCAGUCCAUGAAUUUAACGACUUACGACUUAACUGUAGAUAUGCUUGACGUCCAUGCAGACAGAAAUACUUUUCAUAGGUUUGACAAAUUUAAUGCAAAAUAUAAUCCGAUUGGUGAGAGUAGACUCAGAGAGGUCUUUUUAAAAUCUGACAAUUACUUAAAAGGCAAAUAUUAUGCUCGCAUUAUUAAGGAAGUUUGUAGUGAUUUAGAAGAAUCUAAGUAUCAAAAUGCUGAACUUAGAUUAAGCAUUUAUGGCAAAAGCAUGGACGAGUGGGACAAACUGGCAAAGUGGGCCAUUGACUGCAACGUUUAUUCAGAUAACGUUCGAUGGCUUAUUCAGAUACCGCGUCUUUUUGAUAUCUUUAAGUUGAACAAACUGCUGCAAAACUUCCAACAAGUUAUUGACAAUAUAUUUUUACCGUUGCUCGAGGUAACAGCUAGACCAUCUUCGCACCCGGAGUUGCAUCGUUUUCUAGAGUAUGUAAUAGGUUUCGAUUCAGUCGACGACGAAAGCAAGCCGGAAAAGAAUCCUUUAUUUGACAAAGACUUACCAAUUCCUGAAAACUGGACUGAUGAUGAAAAUCCUAGCUAUGCUUAUUACUUGUAUUACAUGUACGCAAAUCUAACAGUUUUAAAUCAUCUCAGAGCAGAAAAAGGACUAUCUACGUUUGUGUUAAGACCACACUGUGGUGAAGCCGGUCCGGUCCAGCAUUUAGUUUGUGGAUAUAUGUUAUCUGAAAACAUCUCACAUGGAUUGUUGCUAAGAAAAGUUCCUGUUUUACAGUAUCUCUAUUAUUUGGCGCAGAUUGGAAUAGCAAUGAGUCCAUUAUCGAAUAAUAGUUUAUUCUUAAACUACCAUAGAAAUCCAUUGCCGGAAUAUUUGUCUCGAGGUUUGGCGGUUUCGCUUUCAACUGAUGAUCCUUUGCAAUUCCAUUUUACAAAAGAACCUUUGAUGGAAGAAUAUAGUAUUGCUGCUCAAGUUUGGAAAUUAUCCAGUUGUGAUAUGUGCGAAUUGGCAAGAAAUAGCGUUCUGAUGUCUGGUUUUCCGCAUAAGAUUAAGCAGUACUGGUUAGGACCAAAUUACACUAAAGAAGGAGUAGCUGGAAAUGAUAUUGCUCGCACAAACGUGCCAGAUAUUAGGGUUGCAUUUAGGUAUGAAACUUUGAUUGAUGAACUGUCGAAUAUCUUCAAGGCGUCUCCAGAGAAGAAAAGUUCGUAAACAGCUUUUUAUUUUCCGACGUUUCUACAAUUCUAAAGAAUAAUUUAACACAGCUGAAGAGUUCCAUGCAAAAUAUCUGUGAUAAUAAUUUAGUAACCAACGACGAAAUUUUUUUAUGCCGUUUUUUAGUAAUCGGUGGAAGCUUUUAUCAUAGUUGCAAAUAACUUUUCUGCAAUAGUCCAGUACCUUAAAAAUAGACAAUGGAGAAUUUUUGCAAUUUAGGUCUUCUUUGCAUAUAGAUUCCAUUAGUGAAUAUCGAAUGAAACCAACCCCAAACGGCAUUCGAUCAUAAUGAAAUUAUAUUUUUUCAUGGUUCUCUUCAAACGAUAAUUUAUGGUUAAGUUUUUAAAUUUUAUAAAUUAUUUUUUAUAUAUAGGCAUGUAAUAAUUAUACAACUUAAGCGUAUAUAUUUUAUAAUGUAAUGUUUCAUGUAAGUAGAAAACACCUCCAAUAAAUUUGAAGUUGUGAUGAUGUCGCCUUACAAUCUGAACUGAAACUAUAUGUUAUUUGAUUCUUUAUUAUAGUGGUAUGUUGGUUUGUUGUACUGUUAUAUGUAAAAUGUUUUUUAUCAUUUUUAUUGCAAUUUGUUAAAAAAAAGAAAAUGUACAAUUUUUUGUCAUGUUGUCAAAUAUUAUAGUAUGAUGUAACUAACCAGCGGGUCUGUUCACAUUGUAUGUUACUAUGUUUCUAUUAAUUUAAUAUACUAUAUGUCUAAU